Messenger RNA from Nematostella vectensis (starlet sea anemone), 1376 nucleotides. RefSeq lists its product as uncharacterized. Bases 117 to 773 code for a protein of 218 amino acids. Lineage: Eukaryota; Metazoa; Cnidaria; Anthozoa; Actiniaria; Edwardsiidae. The record is from RefSeq and is a predicted model, not a curated record. Gene Ontology annotation, cellular component: plasma membrane; cytoplasmic vesicle. The transcript is spliced from 5 exons.
CUUAUCGAAGCUGUCUACACGUCACUGCGCAUGCGUGACGCACCGACCUAGAUCUGCCAUGGUCGUUCAGUGACUUCAUUCGUAUUUUGGGCGCAAACGCCAAGAGUAAAUUGACAAUGCAUCAUCGGCUUGCAGGGUGCGUGGUGGCAUUGACACUUAUUCACCUUUCCGCAGGUGCAAGCAUUGACGCCACUAAGCCGGAUCCAGACGCCACUAAGCCGGGUCCAGACGCAGCCCUCUGCAGCCGCAGCGCCGUCGACUACAACGUCACACUCGCGAAAGGCCGAAAAGCCGGAAAAUACUUCAAAAUUAACGACGUCCACAACAUCGAUGCAUGCUUGCGGGAAUGCUGUGGUGCGAAGAGGUGUGACGUAGCGUUCAUGGUGCGUGACACAUGCUACCUCGUGCAGUGCUUUAGCGCCGAGUCUUGUGACGUCACCCAAUCCGUGAGACCCGAAAUACAGACAAUUCUUUCUGUCGCCGGUAGGCGCGACUCAAAGAUCAAACAAGCAGUAGAAAAGGCUUCUGGUGCCGAGCCCGCCAUAGAAGAGAAUCUAGCGGUCAGCAAUAGUCCGUAUGUAAAUGAUGGAGAGGAACUGACUACCAUAAGCGCAUUUGGGACUGGUAAAUACAAACGCACCAAGCGCUCAUCCGACAUCAUCGACCUCGUGGUGGCUGUUGGGUGUGGCACCGUCGCUGUGUGUGUGGGCGUGGCAGGUGUCAUUAUGAUGACAAGGAGAUUGAUUGACAACAGCAAAAACUCCGCAAGCUAGAGCCUGAUUGGCUAAAAGCAGACUAGUGCUCAGUCCCUAACGUAGAGUUAAAAAUAAAGCUAAAAACUGUAGAACUUUAAAAGCUAGAAUCUGACUGGCUAAAGACAGACUAGUCCUCAGAGCGGAGUCGGGAAGUGAACCGUGAGGAGAACAAAGAUGGGGACUUUCCGCGCAAGGGACGUUGGGAAGACAACAACUUGGAAGCUAUAGUUUUAUUGUUUUUUAGGUUUACAUCGUCGAAAUCUCUCUCUUUCUCACUUACUUCUAUCUUUUAGUUAAAGUUUUAUUUCUGAUACUGCGUUAGAGUAACUUCGAUGUCCGAACGUAUCAAAAACAAUCAAACACAAUAAAAAUAAGAGUUUUUGUAAUUAUGAUUUAAAGCAAAGCAUCUUGCACAUUGCAAGAGUUGGUAUUUCUAAAAGUUGUAGCACAACGAGACAAAGUUGAAAAAGACACAGCCGCAAGGAUACGACUUGCGCGGAGGCAAAGAUAUAGAGUUAAGGGCACGCGGGUACCCUGUGUAGACAAUCCGCAAAUAUGUAAAUGUGUAAAAAGGAGCUGCAAUGCAGACCAGAACGUUAUAAAUAAACCAGUAAAAACGAA